GUGGAGCGUCCUGCGUGGCCGUUGCCGGAAAGCAGCCUCCUGGAGAGCAGCAGAGCAGCAGGCUGUCUGCGCUAUGGCCGCUGAAGUGCAUUUCUCGGCCCCUGAGACCCCUGAGCCCACGCUGAUGGAGAACGUGCUGCGCUGCGGCCUCUUCUUUGGAGCCGUUUUCCAGCUUGUGUGCGUGUGGGCCACAAUGCUGCCAGUUGCCAAGUGCCCAGAGACAGACUGGGACGGCUUGGAGUCUAAGAGUUGGGAGACGGCGAAGAAACCAAAGGCAAGUGCUGCACAGCUGAGCAAGAAAGCCAAGAAGGGAAGCAAAAAGAAGCGGUGAGGGCUUGAGCGCUAAGCCUCAAAGGCCAAAGGGAGCAGCGGGAAUGCUUGCUGAGAGGUGCUCCAAAGGCAGCGCACUGUACGUCUGGUUUUGUGGCGUGGCCGUGCUUUCCCUUGCACGGACAUUGGAGAGGAACUGAGGAAGCUGGAGGGGCUUCUGAUGCGUGGCGAACAAAUGGGACUUUGCCUGUGCGGGAUUUCAUGUCUGGCAAGAGCUGGGGACGCUGCGUUCCUUCAGGGUCCUUCAGCUCGAUAGCUGUUUCAGAACGUUGAUGAUGAGGUGAACUUAGCGCAUGCCGCUGGUCAUGAGCGGUAUCCAGGCUAUUUUAUUGCCUGUUGACGUAUCUGCAAAACGCAACCCAACUCCCUUAGUUUCAAAUAAAAGGGAAACAAACCUU
Molecule: messenger RNA, 728 nt
Organism: Tympanuchus pallidicinctus (lesser prairie-chicken)
Lineage: Eukaryota; Metazoa; Chordata; Aves; Galliformes; Phasianidae
Product: protein MANBAL-like
Exons: 3
Coding region: 74-331 (85 amino acids)
Cellular component (GO): membrane
Source: RefSeq, a predicted model, not a curated record